This is a messenger RNA of Coccidioides immitis RS, 2100 nucleotides long. RefSeq lists its product as uncharacterized. The record is from RefSeq and is a predicted model, not a curated record. The coding region runs from base 170 to 970 and encodes 266 amino acids. The transcript has 2 exons. Lineage: Eukaryota; Fungi; Ascomycota; Eurotiomycetes; Onygenales; Onygenaceae.
UUUUUUUUUUUUUUUUUUUUUUUUUAACUAUCUUAAUUACACUUUCUUUUAAUAUCCUAUCCUCUAUCUCUAUCCCUGGGGAAGUUUAUACUUCAAUUGUCAAAGUUUUAUUGCAUUGCUUUCCGGAAUAUCCCUCUAUUCAAGAAUUUCCAACUAGCAAUCCUGCAAUAUGGCCGCUCUGCAGCUUAACUUCACUCUCGACACUCCCGGCAAAGUCAAGACCGUCCACCUGCUCGGUUCCUGGGACGGUUACCGUGGUCAACUCCCACUCUCAAAGACCUCCAGCGGCGGCAAGUCCGCUUCCUGGGCUGGAAAAUUCCGCUUUCAGUCGUCCAUGCUGAAGCCCGGCCAGCGCUACUGGUACUAUUACAUCUUGGACGGCUAUCAUGUCUAUCACGACCCAGACUGUGAAUCCACCGUCGAGCGCACAACCAAGCGUACCUUGAAUAUUCUCGAUGUUCCCGCCAACAUGGGCCAGAAGUCGUCUUCGCGCACCAGUGCGCCCAGCAGCGAGGUUGCACGAGGCCGUGCUCUCUCCCCGUCGAGAAUUCAGCACCCAAAGCCCUCCAAGCCUUACGAGUCUCGCCGCUUCUGCGAGAGCUCCCACGUCACCCAGCGAGCUAUGGAUGCCCUCAAUGCUCGAUUCCAGGCUGCCGAUCUCUCCGACUCGGAUUCCGAUAUCUCUUCCAGCCCAUCAUCAGCCUUCAGCUCAUCUCUCCGCGGUGGCAGCACCUCUCCAUCGUCGAUCUCUUCCUUCAGUGACUCCAGCUCUUCAUGCAGCUGCCAACUGUACGCGAUCACCUCUUCAAAGGAGCGUGUCCGGAUCCACUGUGGAGGCAAGCGAUGCGGCGGUUCUUCUCCCUGCGAUUCAUCUGGCUCUGACUUCGACUCGUGCAGCUCUGACUCUGAUGAGGAAUAUGAGUAUGCACGACCUCAGCUCCUUCGCCAGAACAUCCGCAUCCGCCGUUGAAUUGCUUUCAGUCCAUGGAGCAAAAGAUGAAAUUAUCCCCGGAAUCGACCGAGUUUCAGAGCAACCCGGCCUUUGCACUGUGGUGUCAACCCCGGAAGGAGUGUAGAACCCUUCGCUCAGCAUGUUUGGGUUGAAUAGCGUACCUUUCUGGCUUUAUGUUUGGGAUAUCCUACAAAGUUGGCCAAAAAGGUAUAGGCUCAAGGCGUCUCACCUGUUCGGGUCCAUAUGCUUGUCCAAAUCAAAGUGGCCGACAGCAACAACGAAGUCUUUGAGAUUUAAUAAAAAAGGGGCAACACAGUUGACCAGGUUAAUGGGAGCGUUUUUUGGAGUGUCCUUCCAUUGUACUCGAACCAGCCUGGUUCGACCAUCUUGUCAACUGAGCGGUGGAAGUACCUGCUAGGCUUUUAAACCCCCCGCCGUGCUUUGCUGGCAUGCGGUUUGAAAGUGCGAAACAGCCAUCGCACUGCCUGCAAAAACAACAGUCUAAAUCGACCAACUCGGCUGCCCUUCAACAGGCGACACGUCUAAAUUGUAUUCUACGUCCAGUCGCUUUAUACAUGAGAAUGAAAGCGUCACCCACGCAUCGGCAACGCCGUCAUUGUGCUCGGCCGAUCGCGAGUGGGUGAAGGAAAAAGGGGAAAAAAAAAAAAAUUUAAGCAUCAGCGCUUUAAUGAUUGAUGAAAGGAGGACAAGUUGAUGAUAUAUGAGAGAUGUUUCUUGCUUUAAUUGUAUUUUCUUUUGACUCCCAAACCACAUUGUCUAUAUGAUUGGGUUUCAAUGCGCUUCAGUAUGAGCUGUUAUAGGUACAAUGCCCAGCAAAAAGAAACAAAAAACAAACAAAAAAACGUUGAGGUUUACUGCUUUCAUUCACUUUUUGGGGUAUUCACAAAUUGCUACAGACGAAACAGCCCCUGGUUAUUUCUUUUUGCAUUGAAAGUUGGAUCAGCAAUCCGCUUCUUGUGUGGAAUUGCGAUGGUGGGUAAAUGUGUUUCGCUCCAGGCAUUCUUUUUACCUGGGUAAACACCCUCAAUUUGUAAAUAAUGGUUCUUUAUGCCUUGAUGUAAAUUAAUGACCAAAGCUAUAUAUCAACUUGUGUCCAAGGCAAAUUCAGUAUCGGGAGAACCUCUUUU